Molecule: messenger RNA, 1728 nt
Organism: Momordica charantia (bitter melon)
Lineage: Eukaryota; Viridiplantae; Streptophyta; Magnoliopsida; Cucurbitales; Cucurbitaceae
Product: pectin acetylesterase 8
Biological process (GO): cell wall organization
Cellular component (GO): plant-type cell wall
Molecular function (GO): pectin acetylesterase activity
Source: RefSeq, a predicted model, not a curated record
GACGCUCAGAAUCCGGAGGGCAAAGGCUGAGUUUUCGCAGUCUAAUGUCUAAUAAUCAAUUAAUCAGUCAUUAACCUCUCCGUGAUCUCUAUAUAACCCCACAUUUUAAUCACCAGAAGCAGCUCAGCGCCUUGGCCCCCAUUUUUCCAUUAACGACUGAAGAAGAUCCUUCAGAAGAAAGAAAAUAAAGCAUUUGAUUCGCCACAUCUGACUUUUCAGCUUCACUUUCUGUUGAGGAAGAAGAUGGCCGGUGAAAACUUUGGUUUAGGGCUAUUUCUGAUAGCAUCUCUACAGUUUUUCCUUAGAGGACAGUGUAUUAAUGUGGGGAUUACUUAUGUUCAAGAAGCUGGUGCCAAGGGAGCUGUUUGUUUGGAUGGAAGUCCUCCUGCUUAUCACUUCAGUGACGGGGUUGGCGYUGGGAUCGACAAUUGGUUGAUUCAACUCGAGGGAGGAGGAUGGUGCAACAAUGUCACGACUUGCCUCCAGCGCAGAGACACUCGUUUAGGUUCAUCGCGGAAAAUGGUCACCGAGCUUGCAUUCUCGGGUAUUUUGAGCAAUAAACAAAAGUUCAAUCCAGAUUUUUACAACUGGAACAGAAUCAAGGUUCGAUACUGCGAUGGAUCUUCUUUUACCGGAGACGUAGAAGCUGUCGAUCCUGCUACCAAUCUGCAUUUCAGAGGAGCGAGAGUUUUUCGUGCCAUCAUCGAUAACCUACUCGCCAAAGGAAUGAAAAAUGCGAAAAACGCUAUUCUCUCGGGUUGCUCUGCGGGCGGAUUAAGUUCCAUUCUGCAUUGUGAUAACUUCAAAUCUCUACUUCCUUCUACUACUAAAGUAAAGUGCCUCUCAGAUGCAGGGUUUUUUAUCAACGUGAAGGACGUCUCUGGAGCACAGCAUAUCCAAGACUUUUACAGUGAUGUAGUUGCCACACAUGCCUCUGCUAAGAAUUUGCCUAUAUCAUGCACUUCCAAAAUGAAACCCGAGAUGUGUUUCUUUCCCCAAAAUGUGGUUCAGCUCAUUCAGACUCCAAUCUUUCUUGUAAAUGCAGCUUAUGAUUCAUGGCAGAUAAAGAACAUUCUGGCACCUGGUGUUGCCGAUCCACACGGUACUUGGCACGACUGCAAGCUCGACAUAAAAAACUGCUCGCCUAUUCAACUUCGAGUCAUGCAAGGGUUCAGGGUACAGUUUUUAAGUGCAUUGAAUGGCCUUGGAAACUCUUUAUCAAGAGGACUGUUCAUAGAUUCUUGCUAUGCUCAUUGCCAAACUGAAAUGCAGGAGACAUGGUUACGAGAYGACUCUCCCGUGCUCAGUAAGACGACCAUUGCAAAGGCAGUUGGAGACUGGUUUUUCGACAGGAGUCCGUUCCAGAAGAUUGACUGCCCUUACCCUUGCAACCCGACAUGCCACAACCGCAUUUUUGAAGCGAAAGACAACCUAGAAUGAGGGGGUUAUUUCCUCAUUACGUUAUAGCUCAUAAUAGAGAAAAUAUAGUUUGAUUGUGAUUUAUAAGAAAAUAUAGAUCAGGAAAUCGUCAUUCAUCCAAGUGCUCGGAAAUAAGAACGAAGGCCAUCGCUGCACCAAACUCGGGUCAUCGGUGUGUCUUCUUCCAUUGUUUGAGCUAGCUAGAGCUUAGCAUUGUCUUAUUAUUGAAAAUUAAACAUGGUUCCAUUCAAUGUGGAUUUCUAUUCUAUGGAAAUCAAUAUCACCUGAUAUAGUGAUAUUUUCUCUUCU